UCAUCGGCGGCGCUAUCAGCCAUGCACCGCCGUCUCACGGAACCUCCAUUGCACUCUACUUCCAUCGGCCUUGCUCGCAUCACUCCCUUCUGUCGCACCCCUUCCCGGUUCUUCUUCGUCGCACCCCUUCCGUCGGCCUUGCUCGCAUCGCUCCCUUUCGAACCCUAAUGUGCGUUUCUCUCUUCGAUCUCGCCAUGUUUGCUCUUUUCCACUGUGUUUCUCUCUUCGAUCUUGCCUCAGCUAUGCAGUUCCUGAAUGCAUUGACUAGUUUUAUUUUUAUUGCUGAGGAAGAGGAGGAGGAAGUAGAGAUAGAGUAUGUGGAAGGUUAUGAUGAACUUGAAGAGGAAGAUGACAUGGAGGAUUUUGUUAAUUUUAGAUACAUUUCAAUUCUAUUUUUAUGUAUUAGUCUAUUAUUUUUCUUAUAUGUUGGAGGUGAAAAGUUGUGCAUGUGGAGUUGGAGCUCUGUGGUUGAGUUUAGAAAAAUGAAAUAAACUAGAAAAUGAACACAUUUGAAAAUCAAAAGCAUAACAGAGUUUUCUAAUGCAGCUGGAAGCUCUGAAGAUGAAGAGGCAGAAGCAGCUGCUCAGAGAAGGGUGAAACAGAAGAAUAAGUUAGCUUCAAUGAAAUCUGAGAAGGAUUCUGUUGAUCUUAAAUCAAAGAAGGCAAAGGUCCUUGUUGAGCUUCAAUCUAGGCUGCUCAGAAAGGUAUAAUGAGUGUAUGGGACAAAGCUGAUAUCAUAAAGUGUAUAGGACUCAAUUGGAGGAUUAGUCUUAGCAUGAGUGAUCCAGAUCUUGUUCCACUUCUUAUCCAGAUUCGAAGAUAUCGACAGUGGGGAUCUGACCUUUGAUUAUUUUAAUGGUAGCUGCUGCAGCUUCAUUAGUACUGGGGAUAAAAUCUGAGGCAGGAGGUCUUGUUUUUAGAUAAUGAGAUUGCCUUCAAUGAGGCUAUCAUUGAAGAAAGAGAGCAAGGCAUUCAAGAAAUUCAGCAGCAAAUUGGUGAAGUAAAUGAAAUUUUUAAAGAUCUUGCUGUGCUUGUGCAUGAACAGGGAGCUAUGAUUGAUGAUAUUGGGUCCAACAUUGAGCAGUCUCAUGCAGCAACUGCACAAGCAAGAUCGCAACUUGCUAAAGCUUCAAAGACUCAAAGAUCAAAUUCUUCUUUGGUCAGAGGUUUCAUUUUCUGUUGGGUCUUGCCUCCUUCCUCAUCCAGACAAGGCAUCAGGCAUAGCUGCCUUAGACAUUAAGAAGCUUAAAGAUGCAGGUAUUUGCACUGUUGAAUUUGUUGCUUACACUCCUAGGAAGGAUCUGUUGCAAAUUAAAGGUAUCAGUGAGGCUAAAAUUGACAAGAUUAUUGAAGCAGCUACUAAGUUGGUGCCUAUGGGUUUUACUAGUGCGAGCCAGCUCCAUGCUCAGCGGAUGGAGAUCAUCCAGAUAACAACUGGAUCAAGAGAGCUUGACAAGAUAUUGGAAGGAGGAAUUGAAACAGGUUCUAUCACUGAGUUGUAUGGUGAUAGAAAAUGAAAUACCCCCAGAAUUCCUAAACACUUUGUUGAAUAUGGCACCAAGUCAAGAGGAAGAACGAAUCAGAUUGGGCAUUGAAUUUUUUGAGCAUUGAAUUGAAUCACUUCAGGAUGUAU
This is a messenger RNA of Arachis ipaensis, 1633 nucleotides long. The record is from RefSeq and is a predicted model, not a curated record. Lineage: Eukaryota; Viridiplantae; Streptophyta; Magnoliopsida; Fabales; Fabaceae.